Messenger RNA from Arabidopsis arenosa, 1699 nucleotides. The record is from the annotation of a GenBank genome assembly. Lineage: Eukaryota; Viridiplantae; Streptophyta; Magnoliopsida; Brassicales; Brassicaceae.
CUUGUACCUUAAAUCACAAAGCCACCAAAACAACACACUUAUCCUCUCCCCCUUUUUUCUCUCUAUCUAGUCACCAAAUUCAUGAUGGGAUACCAAACAAACUCUAAUUUCUCCAUGUUUUUUUCCUCGGAAAAUGACGACCAAAACCACCACAAUUACGAUCCUUAUAAUAAUUUCUCUUCAUCACCUUCUGUUGAUUGCACUCUCUCACUUGGAACACCCUCCACUCGUCUAGACGACCACCGUAGAUUUUCUUCUGCUAAUUCUAACAACAUCUCUGGCGACUUCUACUUUCACGGAGGAAACGCUAAGACUACGUCGUACAAGAAGGGUGGUAGUGAUCAUAGCCUACCUCGCCGUUGUGCUAGCUGCGACACCACUUCAACUCCUCUAUGGAGAAACGGACCAAAAGGACCUAAGUCGUUAUGUAAUGCUUGUGGAAUCCGAUUCAAGAAGGAGGAGAGGCGUGCGACGGCCAGAAACUUAACGAUCUCCGGUGGAGGUUCAACGGCGGCAGAAAUUCCGGUAGAGAAUCCGUACAACGGAGGUGGAAACUAUUACAGUCAUCAUCAUCACUAUGCUUCGUCGUCGCCGUCGUGGGCUCAUCAGAACACACAAAGAGUUGCGUAUUUCUCACCGGCACCGGAGAUGGAAUAUCCCUACGUGGACGAGGUCACGGCUGCUUCGUUUAUGGAUUGUAGUAAUGCUACUUCAGUCGUUGGAGUUGAAGUGGAGCCAGGAAAGCCUUUCACUCUCAAGGCUACCGAAGCAACGGGAAUAAGAAGACUUCACCUUUCCCAUGCGACAUUGGGGGGACUUGGUAAUGAAACAGUUAGACACAUUCUUGUGUGUAACGUUGGGAAUAGAAAACCUCUCUACUUAUGCAUCUUGUCUCCUGGAAAGGUUGAUUCUUGCCAACUGAAUCUGGACUUUGAAGAAGCUGAUGAUAUUAUUUUCUCUGUUAUUGGACCUCUUAGCAUUCACAUUACUGGCUACUUCAUCGCUACUCCUACCGCUUUUAGGCUAAAUGAUAACGUACAAGUAGAUAUGCAGGUUUUAGGGAGGAGUGAUCUUCCUGAUUACCCAUUACCUGUAUUCUGCGAACGUAUAUAUAAGCUGGUGGAUGAUCCUUCAUCGGAUUCAAUCAUCUCAUGGAGCAAAAAAAGCAAGAGCUUCGUCAUUCGAAAUCAGAAAAAGUUCAUUCGCAGAAAGAUUCAUUCGAGAUUCCCUUUUUCUAGCACAUUCGAAAAGUUUAUCUCCAUGCUUAAGUAUUAUGGCUUUAGCGAAAUGAAGAGGUCAGAUGGGCUACUGGAAUUCGGAAAUGAGAAUUUUGUGAGAGGUCAACCUAUGCUUAUGAAGGAGAUGCACCAGAAAGCUAUGAUGAAGAGGAUUAACAAAGAUCUCACGGUAUUUAAAGCUGAGCGGAGAUAGAAAAAAUCUAAAGACUUUUAUCAGAAUCUCAUCAUGCUUGCAGUCAUCUUCUCUUUUCAUGCGUUUGUUGUUGUUCCAGUUGCUUUCUUUCUUGUAUCAAGAAUUUGUUUGGCUUUGUAAUUGAAACUAUGUUAUGUUUUCUGACCAAGGGUCCUCUAUUGCUCAUGAUCGAGAUAUACACUUGUAGAAUUUUGGGGAAAACUCUUAAACCUUGUGUGUAUCGUUUGUUUGUGUUCCAGAACUCUUUUAAAAAAAUUCUCACUUGCUU